Oncorhynchus kisutch (coho salmon) is the source of this 6296-nucleotide messenger RNA. Its product is annotated as DDB1- and CUL4-associated factor 1. The coding region runs from base 182 to 4906 and encodes 1574 amino acids. The record is from RefSeq and is a predicted model, not a curated record. Gene Ontology annotation, molecular function: nuclear estrogen receptor binding; histone H2AT120 kinase activity. The transcript is spliced from 26 exons. Gene Ontology annotation, biological process: protein ubiquitination. Lineage: Eukaryota; Metazoa; Chordata; Actinopteri; Salmoniformes; Salmonidae. Gene Ontology annotation, cellular component: Cul4-RING E3 ubiquitin ligase complex; nucleus.
ACGUUUCCAGCGUGCCGCCGUGAGUGAAGUUUGCGAAAUAAACAUGUGAAACUUUCGCUUAUAUUAAUAGAUCGUUUCCACCCCCCCCUUCAUACCAACCACCCUAUUCGUCAAAUUCACAACAAUACGUUUGAGCUACAGUUGUCUUCUGCAACUUCAAAAAAAGGUAAAAAAAAAAAACAUGGCCUCUCCUGCUGUGCUGGUGGACGCCAAGGCAGAGCUGACCUCUCUGCUGGACCAAUGGGAGACGGAGCAGCAAGGAACCACUGACGACCUGGUCUCCAUCCUCACCAAAAUCUCUGAGCUGGUAGAGCGCGAGACAGAGGAGUAUCAUAAAGCUGAUCCUGAUCCGUUUGAUGACCGACAUCCAGGACGAGCAGACCCAGAAUGCAUGUUGGGACAUUUACUCAAAAUCCUCUUCAAGAAUGACGACUUCACAAACGCGUUGCUGAAUAGCUAUGUGAUGACCAGUAGAGAGCUGUCCAUGAACACGGCUGCGUGUCGUCUGCUACAGAACAUAAUGCCAGGUCUGGAGACAGCUGUGGUGUUCCAGGAGAAGGAGGGUCUGGUUGAGAAGCUGUUUAAAUGGGCCCAGGAGGCAGAGCAGCCUCUGUGUAUCUAUGCUACAGGGCUACUGGCCAGAGCGAUGGAGAACCAGGAGAUAGCUACCAACUACAGGGAUGACAACUCUAAACUGGUGCCACUAAUGCUGAUGCGGCUGCGUGAGCUGCAGGAUAAAGACUCAAAGAGUCGCCAGGCCUUAAAACACCCCAGUCCAAAGAAGGCAUCUCAGUCCCUCCAGUCUGUAGCAGAGGAACCUACAGACAGAGACACCGAUGAGGAAGAGGACAGCACAUCUCAGAAUACAGCAACGGAUAACAUGGAGGAAGAUGAGGAGGAGGAAGAGGAGAAGAAGAAAAAAGAGAGAGGAAGAGAGACAACAUGUAGUAGUAGUAGUAGUAGUUGUAGCAGGCCUGCGUGGUCCAGGCCCAAGCCGUCGUUCCACUUGGGUAAGGCCCAGAAGACCAGCAGCUGUGUAUCGGUGAAGCCCAUUCCAGACCCCCUGUACCAGCCAGGUCCAGGCCCAGGCCCCGAGACCAGCCUGGGAGAGCCUGAAACCAGGGGGCAGGAGUCUGGAGGAGGACUGGGGAGGAAGAGAACAGCCAGGGAGAAUGGAAGGAAAGUCAAACAGAAACUCCACUUCACCACCCCUUCCAUGGAUCCAGAGAGAGGCUUGUCCUGCUGUACCGGUAGUGACCAGUCUAACAGUAGCUGGUCAGAGAUCAGCUCCUGGGUCAUUGGGGGUAACUACCGGCUGUACCCCCUCACCCCUGCUAUAGAGCAACGCCUCAUCCUCCAGUACCUCACACCCCUAGGAGAUUACCAGGAGCUGCUAGCUGUGUUCAUGCAGAUGGACACCAGAGAGCUUCUUAUGCACUACAUUGACCUGAAACACACCAACGAUGUCCAGCUCACCUUCGACUCACUCCUGUACCUCGCCUCCCUGCUCCUGCACAAGAAGUUUGCUGCUGACUUCAUAGCUCACGGAGGAGUGCAGAAGCUGCUGGAAAUCCCCAGACCCUCCAUGGCUGCCACUGGGGUGUCACUGUGUCUCUACUACCUAGCUUAUAACCAGGACGCCAUGGAGAGGGUGUGUAUGCUGCCGGACAGUGUGCUGUCAGACAUGGUGGGCUAUGCCUUGUGGCUCCUGGAGUGUUCCCACGCGUCGGGCUGCUGCCACACCACCAUAUUCUUCUCCAUCUCCUUCUCAUUCAGAGCCAUACUGCAGCUGUUUGACCACCAGGAUGGCCUCAGGAGACUAGUUAACCUGAUCAGUACAUUAGAGAUCCUGAACCCAGAGGACCAGGGGGCCAUGUUGAGUGACGACCAGGUGUUCUCCAGCCGUCAGACAGCCAAACACACCUGUAUGUGCCUGAGAAGGUACUUCGAGGCCCACCUGGCUGUCAAGGUGGAGCAAGUCAAACAGUCCCUCCAGAGAACUGAAGGGGGCGCUCAAGUUCACCCUCAGCCUUACUACAAGUCGUGUUCGUACAGUCAUGAGCAGGUGGUGGACAUGAUCGACUUCCUAAUAGACUGUGGACCCACUCAGCUUCACUGGGAACCUGUGGAGGUGUUUCACAAGCUCUCCUGUAUUCCCCUCGUGUUACAACUCAUCUCCAUAGCAUGUGACUGGAGGAGUUACUAUGGCAGGUCUGAUACGGUGCGUUUCGCCCUGGACAUCCUGGCUAUGCUGACUGUAGUACCUAAAGUUCAGCUGCUGCUAGCUGAGACUGUAGACGUGCUGGAUGAAGGAGGAUCCACCGUCUGCACUGUCGGAAUGAGUAUUAUCCUGGGGGUGGCGGAGGGAGAGGUGUUUGUCAACGAUGCAGAGAUCCAGAAGUCAGCGCUCCAGGUGGUCACCAACUGUGUGUGUGCCCCCGACCAGACCCUCACUUCAAUGGGCAGCUUUCUGCAUCACCCCCCACAGGAGAGUGUGCUCGCCAAGAUGUGGAACGUUGUCCAGGCCAACAAUGGCAUUAAGGUCCUCCUUGGUUUACUGACGGUCAAGAUGCCCAUCACGGACGCAGAUCUGAUUCGAGCGUUGGCUUGCAAGGCUCUGGUUGGUCUGUCUCGCUCCAGGGCUGUCAGCCAGAUCAUCUCCAAGCUGCCUCUAUUCUCCUCCUCACACAUCCAGCAGCUGAUGAAGGAACCUGUGCUGCAGGACAAACGCUCCCAACACGUUCGCUUCUGUCGUUACUCUGCCGAGCUCAUAGAGAGGGUGUCGGGUAAACCCUUGUUGAUAGGGACAGAUGUGUCUUUGGCCCGGCUCCAGAGGGCUAACGUUGUGGCCCAAUCACGUAUCUCCUUUCCUGAGAAGGAGUUGUUGCUGCUCAUCAGGAACCACCUGGUGGCUAAAGGACUCCAGGAUACCGCCUCAGCCCUCACCAAGGAGGCUAAUCUCCCCUGCGGCCCGCUCUCCCUCUCCAUCCCCCUUUCCUCCUCUCCCUCGCUCUACCAGGCAGUCUCUGUAGCUCCUCCCCCUGUCUCAUCGUCCGCUGUAUUACCCAGAACCCCAAGGGGCAUGGUCAACGGAGGAUUGGUAGUGGCUGCUCGCCUCACUGCGGUGACCCAAUCGUCUUCGUCUUCCUCGGUCCGUCCCUCCUCCUCCUUCCCUCCUUGUACCCCUCACGGCCCACCUCCCCAUGGUUCGCCCCAGAUGGGGCGUAUCCUAUUCACGCGGGAGCGCUCCUCGGUCCUCUGUAGCCCUGGGACUGGACUUGGAGGCAGUAGUGGGAAACGGUCCUCCAGUGUGCUGAGACAGAAGUCAGACCACGGGGCUUUUAGCCAGAGUCCUGCCAUGAAGAAACAGCUGGACAGACACCUGCCUUCCCCGCCUGCCCUGGACAGCAUCAUCACGGAGUACCUCAGGGAGCAGCACGCCAGGUGUAGGAACCCGGUGACUACCUGCCCCCCAUUCUCCCUGUUCACACCCCACCAGUGCCCAGAGCCCAAGCAGAGAUGCCAGGCCCCCACUAACUUCACCUCCAGACUGACCAGCAGGGUGCUGUAUCCUAAACAUGGAGGGGUGGACGGAGGUUGUCUGGACAGACACCUCAUCUUCAGCAGGUUCCGGCCCAUCUCAGUGUUCAGGGAGGCUGAGGAUGAUGACAGUGGUUUCACCUGUUGUGCCUUCUCAGCCCGCGAGCGUUUCCUGAUGCUGGGGACGUGUACAGGACACCUGAAGCUCUAUAAUGUGUUCAGCGGUCAGGAGGAGGCUAGCUACAGCUGUCAUACUUCAGCCAUCACUCACCUUGAGCCCUCACGGGACGGUUCUCUGCUGCUGACGUCUGCCUCGUGGAGUGUCCCUCUGUCAGCUCUCUGGAGCAUGCAGUCUGUCUUCGAGAUGAAGCAUUCCUUUUUGGACGACCAUUACGUAGAGUUCAGUAAACUGUCACAAGACAGAGUGAUUGGCACCAAGGACCAGGUAGCUCAUAUCUAUGACAUACAGUCAGGCCAGAAGUUGCUGACCCUUAAUGACCCUGGCCUGGCCAACAACUACAAGAGGAACUGUGCGACCUUUAACCCCAGCGACGACCUGGUGCUCAACGACGGGGUCAUGUGGGACGUGCGCUCUGCUCAGGCCAUCCACAAGUUUGACAAGUUCAAUAUGAACAUCAGCGGCGUGUUCCAUCCCAACCGCCUCGAGGUCAUCAUCAACACAGAGAUUUGGGACCUGAGGACGUUCCAUCUCCUCCACACUGUGCCUGCCUUGGACCAGUGUAGAGGAGUCUUCAACAACAACGCCACGGUCAUGUACGGAGCCAUGCUCCAGGCUGAUGAGGAGGAUGAUGUGAUGGACCAACAGAUGAAGAGUCCCUUUGGUUCCUCCUUCAGAACCUUUGACGCCACCGACUACAAACCCAUCGCUACUGUGGAUGUGAAGAGGAAUAUAUUUGACCUGUGUACUGACACUAGGGACUGCUACCUGGCUGUCAUCGAGAACCAGGACUCUAUCAACAUGGACACGGUGUGUCGCUUGUAUGAAGUGGGGAGACAGAGACUAGCUGAGGAAGGAGAGGAUGAUGAAGAUCAGGAGGAUCAAGACGAUGAUGAAGACUCUGACGACGACGACGAUGAAGAUGACGACGAUGAUGACAUGGAGACUGACCCGCUGUUGGCCGAGCUGAUCGAGGGAGGAGACGGAGAGGAGGAUGGAGGUAACGACUUCUCUCCCUCGGAUGAUGAAGCAGUGGCCAGGCUGCUCGAUGCUGAUGCUGAUGAUGAUGAGGAUGACUCGAACAACGAUGCUGAGAUUGACCUGGGAUCUGACAGUUCCGACAGCUCAGACGGCAGCACUGACACCUCGGAUCUGGAGGACCAACUCUUCCUGUCUAUGAGCGACUAAAACAGCGAACAGGACAUGACAACCAGGAAGUGACAAAAGGGACACAACAAGGAUCCACCCAUUGGGGGACCCCCCCCCCCCCCCCUUAUGAAUGUGAAUUCAUAUGCACAAAGAGAAAAUAUGAAAUAAAAAGAUGGUAUUUGAAGCAAUCCCAGGUGUGAGAUGGUAAUAGUGAAGGACCGAUGACUGUUGACUGAUGGUGUUGUUGGACAUGACAGGCUACCUACUGAAUUCCGGAUGUAACCCCUAGCAACUACACGCUAGGCGCUCUUGUAGGUCAGAGAAUUUUGCAUUGCCUUUCAAUGCCUCUUAAGAUGUUCUUGGGUGUAGGGUCUUGGGUUCCAUUUGGAAGUCUGCACUAGUUUGACAAGGGGAAAGAGACUUGAUAUUAUAGACCGAAGGACACUUAGACAAAACUAUCAACACUUUCUUUAUCUGACGUGUAGCAAUUUGAAUUGUACAAAAAUACGAUAUUUUUUUUUUUCCCUCCAGAUUUUUUGUUGGCCUUUUGACUUUUGAUGUUUUAAUUUGGUAUGUUUUAAUUUUGGGGGAUUUGUAGCUGUAAAAUAGCUACUGCUCUUGUAUUUAUUAUAUUAGGAUCCCCAUUAGUUGUAGCAAAAGCAGCAGCUACUCUUCUUGAGGUCCACACAGAACACAGAACACAGAACACAGAACAUGACACAUAAUACAGAACACAGAACACAGAACACAUAAUACAGAACACAGAACACAGGACACAGAACACAGAACAUGACACAUAAUACAGAACACAGAACACAGAACACAGGACACAGAACACAGAACAUGACACAUAAUACAGAACACAGGGCACAGAACACAUAAUACAGAACACAGAACACAGGACACAGAACACAUAAUACAGAACACAGAACACAGGACACAGAACACAGAACAUGACACAUAAUACAGAACACAGAACACAGAACACAGAACACAGAACACAGGACACAGGACACAGGACACAGGACACAGGACACAGGACACAGAACACAGAACACAGAACACGAAACAUGACAUUAAUACAUAACAUUUAAUAGACAAGAACAGCUCCAGGACAGAACAGAGCUCGUUGCUACAUCCAGCCCUGUUAAAUCUACUGGUUAAUACUAAGACUACUAUCGCUUUAAGGAUGCAACCUUCUCCGUUAAAUUUAAGUUAUGACAACAAACAAUGGCAGACAACUUUCCAUUAUUUUAGUGUUUCAGAUUGACUGUUUUGCAAAACAUUGUCAAGCUAACCAGUCAAGAGUCAAAAUGAUGUCUAGCUUCAAAACUGUUUAAUUUAUUUACUCUAUUAUAAUUUUUUGAGGGGUUAUUGUACUUUGUCAAAUGCCAGUGACAAUUAAUAUAAAAUAUUCAUACAAAUUUAA